This is a messenger RNA of Tripterygium wilfordii, 2229 nucleotides long. RefSeq lists its product as uncharacterized. Lineage: Eukaryota; Viridiplantae; Streptophyta; Magnoliopsida; Celastrales; Celastraceae. The transcript has 2 exons. The coding region runs from base 1 to 2154 and encodes 717 amino acids. The record is from RefSeq and is a predicted model, not a curated record.
AUGUCUCACUCGGAAUCGGACCCUAUGGUCGACGUGCUGGCCCAACUAACGUCCAUCAGAGAGGAACUCCGGGAAAAUUCUAUAAAGAUGGCUGCCUUGGAAGCCGAAAACAACGCCGUCAGGGCCGAAAAUGCGAAGCUCUUGGAGUUGAACGAACAGACCAUCCGUGAUAGGAGUGCUGUGCGCUCCAUGCCACCCCUCGAACAAGGCACACCAGAAAGAACCUCCAACCAAUAUGCUCGCCCAUUGAGCGCCGGCCUGAGCAGGUAUUUCACCCCCGGACAAAGUUCAAGGCAAAAUGACCCACCUACGCAUACCAUCGGUGGCCAUCCCAGUCCGACGACCGGCGCCCAACCCGAAGGUCAUAACUGGCCACGAACGCCACCAUUGUUCCCAGCAUUUUCCUACAUUCCACCCUCUUCCAAUCCCUCGAGUAUGGGAGCACCACUUGAGGAAUGGACGCAAAGGCUCGCCACACUAGAAUCCAGGAUGAACAAAGUCCCAGGAGUAGUGGCACCGCCGGAAAAGACGCCACAAAGUAGCUUUGCAGACUCCCCUUUCUCUCCCUCGAUUGCUAUGACGGAGGCUCCACCAAGGUUCGCCGCGCCAAUUAUGAAGUUAUACGAUGGAACCGAAGAUCCCGAGGAGCACGUGGCACACUACAAACAGAAAAUGUUCGCCACUUCGAUACCAUUAGAUCUACGAGAGGCGUGCAUGUGCAAAGGAUUCGGAUCAACAUUGACCGGGCCAGCUCUUCAAUGGUACAUUAGUCUCCCCAACGGCAAUAUCUCUUCAUUCGCCCAGUUAGUGGACACCUUCCUUGUGCACUUCUCCAGUAGCAAGAAAAUUCAAAAAUGUUCAGAAGACUUGUUCAGAGUCGUCCAACGCCGUGAGGAAUCAACCAGAGACUUCGUAGCUCGUUUCAACAAAGAGAGAGUCUCAAUUCCUCGAUGUAAUCCUGAGACCGCGUUUAGAGCCUUCAAAAAUGGACUACUUGUCGACAGAGGAUUGUAUGAAGAAAUAGCGAAGUAUGAUUGUCAGAACAUGGAAGAUGCUCUAGCCCGCGCAACAAUCCAAAUCAGAUGGGAAGAGGAUGCCCGACGGCGACCGACCCCGCCGAACAAUGAUAGAGAGAAGCGCGGCAAAAGAGAAGAACAACCAGCGCCUCCACCGCCAAGAAACACUGCCCACUCCCGACCGUUCAACAGGGGAUUCAACAGACGAGAAUACUAUGAAAAUGCGCCCGAAUACAACUUAAGUAUCGCACAUGACGAGACAGUACUUGUACUCAAAAAAAUGGGAGAGAAAGUGAAAUGGCCGUUAAAGAACACCGACGGAAGAGAAAAAGACACCACUAAAUGGUGCGGCUUUCAUCAAGUCCAUGGGCACAAAACCACCGAAUGCAAGGCCUUACUUUACGAAGUAAACGAUUUGGUCAAUCGCGGCCAUUUGCACGACUUGCUGACCGAAAGAGGAAAAGCUCUCUUAGCAAAAAGAAAGGAAAAGGCCGCAGAGGACGGUAUACCGGAGCCCACUGAAACUAUUGCGGUCAUCAUUGGGGGUUCAGAGAUUAGUGGAAUUUCUCACUCGGCCGCCAAAAGAAGUGCAAGAGCCGCCAUUAAUCCCGACGCAAGGAAGGGACGGCUGACGAAGACUCCUUCCGAUCAGGUGAUCAUGUUUACCGAUAGUGAAGCCACCGAUCUGUUAGAUCCACACCACGACGCCCUUGUCAUCUCCAUUCAGGUAGCAAAUUGCAUAAUUAAACGGGUGUUAAUCGACAACGGCAGUUCGGCGAACGUCUUGAUGCUGAGCACCCUUAAAAAGAUGAACAUUGAUGAAAAUCGCGUUGUACGACGAUCGACGAUCCUAAUCGGAUUCGGCGGAGAACAAAAGUUCACCGAAGGCGAAAUAGCAUUGCCCGUAUAUGCCGGUGGGGUCAAUUGCCAAACGAAGUUCCUCGUCCUUGAUUGUCACUCACCAUUCAACAUAAUCCUUGGGCGUCCGUGGAUUCAUGAGAUGAAAGCAGUCCCGUCAACUUAUCAUCAAGUCGUCAAAUUCCCAACGGCCGCCGGAAUCAAAGAAAUCUACGGUGAACAAUUGGCAUCUAGAGAAUGUUACCAGAAUGGCCUCAAAAAGAAGAAAGAGCAGUUAUAGCAAUUACAGCAAUCGUCCGACUCCGGCGGGCAAAAUACGCCCGAAGUGGAGGAGUUAGACGAAGUUUCGAUCUCU